This is a messenger RNA of Amborella trichopoda, 796 nucleotides long. NCBI's taxonomy places the organism in Eukaryota, Viridiplantae, Streptophyta, Magnoliopsida, Amborellales, Amborellaceae. The record is from RefSeq and is a predicted model, not a curated record.
AGAGAGAGAGAGAGAGAGAGAUGGGCAUGGAAAGAAUGGCGCGGUUUUGGCUUCUCUUUGCUGCUUCAAUGGUAGCAGGAGUGGCGGGGUUUACAAAUGAUGGCAAGCAAAACUGUAGCUACACGGUCAAGAUUGAAACCACAUGCACCAAAGGAGCAGAAACCUCAGACCACGUCAGCCUAAGAUUUGGAGACGUCGAUUCUCACGAUGUCACGGUGCGACAUCUAAACUCGAAGCAUGUAAGAAGAGUGGACAAAAUUGGAACCACAGUUCUUGAUGACGUGCCAAGGAGGCCAUUCCAAGCAUGUAGCAUUGAUGAGUUCCAAGUAGAAGGCCCUUGUGUUGAAUCUACAGUAUGCUACCUAUAUCUCAAACACAUAGGCAAAGACAAUUGGAGACCAGGUCGUGUUCAAGUUCAUGUUGCAGGAAAGCCUGGCUUUUCUUCCCUGCCUUUCUACUUUCGGAGAUUUGUCCCUGAGCACGUGUGGCAUGGGGAUGACAUGUGCGACACACAAGUGACUCCUUUCGGCAUCAGGCACACAAGGAAGGUGCUCUCCAAGAAGCCCAAAACAAGAUCACCAUAAAACUGUUUCCAAUAUUUAUAUGGAAGAUAUGUAAUUUUCUUAUAUUUCGUUUUAAACAGCAAACUGGUUAAAUAGGUCCAAAGAUUUGGCAACCUAGUUGGUUUGCAACAUAAUAGAAGACAUGACAAUGAAUAAGGAAUUUGUCCGGAACUUCUUCAUAUAUUCUCUUAUUGGAGAGAGAGUUUUUGCACACCUUAUAUACUCAAUUUGGG